AUGGAAAAGAUGCGUGAACCUCCAAAUUCCACUUAUACUGAACCUCCAGAAGUAUCUUUAUUACUUGUGAAGAAGGAAAAGAAUCGUGAAUAUAUUGAAAAAUUAAAAGCUGAGAGUGAUAGGCUUAAGCCAAGAUGUGCAGAACCAACUGCUAAGAGUGUAAAACAGGUCAAUGCCACAGGUGAUAUAGAUUUAAAUGUCAAUAACUGUGCUGUGAUCACUACAAAAGAAGAAGAUGCAGAUAAUGCAGGAAGUAAUAAAAAGAAGAAAUUGAAGUGCAGAAAUUAUGUAAAUGCAUUAAAUACAUCUACAGUGAUAAAUACAAAUGCUGUUACUAUCCUACGUGAAUGGAAACUCUACUUGGAUAAAGAAAAGGAGCAAAGAAAAAAACUUACUGAACUGGAAUCUGGAGCUUUUACAGAUGCAGCUUAUAUGGCAUGGAAAACAGAAGAAGAGGCUAAAAUUAAAUUGAAUCAAUUAAAACAAGUGGAGCGUAAUCGUUUGAAUGCAAUGAUAAGUCACGAAGCUUCAUCAAUAGCUAAGCAUAAUCUUUAUUGUAAACGACGUAACAAUGUUAAUCAGUUAAAAAAUGAAAAAAAUCAAAAACUUAUGGAAUUAAUGAAAGCAAAGAAAUUGCAACAAGCUACAAUGAACAAAAUAGCUAAAGAAAUUGCCAGUACACAUGAAAAUGCUAAAAUUGCCAAGAAGAAAGUAAUGAAAGAGAAAAGAAAAUUAGCUGCUGAAAUAGUUAAAGAAAGUAAACUUCUGCUUGAUGAAGCUCAUAAAAAAGCUGAGGAAGAAAAGAAAAUGAAAAAGGAAUUGAUCGCGAAAAUUCAAGCCGAAGAAUCAUCAGCAAUAAUGACAAAAUCAUUAAAUACGAAACAGGUUGAUUUAGCUGAUACUCCCGGAUAUGGUCUGUUAAAUGAAAUGUCCAUUGUUGAAUUGAGAGAACGCCUUGAUCAGUUGAAAUCCAAAAGACAACGUGAAUUAGAAGAGAAAAGAGAUGCUAUACAAAGCCUUAAAGAGCAGAAGACGAAAGUUUUAUGCGAAGCACUCAAUCGAAUUAGUAAGCAUCGUAGUGUGAAAACAGUGGCUGCAGUUGGAGCAACACUGACUAACAGGCAAAAUGCAUCCACUAUUAGCAAUCAUACUUUCACAAAAGAAGAUAUUUAUAAAAGUGAUCCUCUACUUCAACAGAUGAUUGAUCAUUUAACUAAACAGAAAGAAGAAAGAUGGAAACAGUUAAAUAGUGAUCAAUCACUUGCACUGAGAAAAUAUGUAAAUAAAGGAGUUAAAAGGAGGGAAGAGAAAACUUUCAAAACAUUUUGGGAUGAAAUGGAACGUAGUCGAGAAAGGAAGUCAAGAGUCGAAAUGGGUGCUACACAUCAUCCUUCUGAACAUUUGAUAACAAGUUUAACCGCGUGA
This is a messenger RNA of Trichobilharzia szidati, 1425 nucleotides long. NCBI's taxonomy places the organism in Eukaryota, Metazoa, Platyhelminthes, Trematoda, Strigeidida, Schistosomatidae. The record is from the annotation of a GenBank genome assembly.